AUGAUGGAUAAACUUGAAACCAAAUAUCUUCCUAAAGAUGGAAAUUCUUAUCUGUAAAAAUUCAAUUUAAAAAUUAUAAGAUUUAAGUUUGCAUCUCUGUACUAAUAAAAUAUAACUAUCAUGCUAUUGAUAUCAAAGUAACAAAAAUAAAUUAGGAAUCCUCAAAAUAACUAGAAUGGUUUGAGGAAUAUAGAAUUCUAUGUGUAAAAUUUAUAAUAUUAAUAAUUUGUGAGAAUAGUGUAAGAUGCUGAAUUAAUGAGGCCAUCUAGUCUUCAGUAAAACUGGUAGAUUUGUUUAGAAUUUUUGAUUAGAAGAAGAGCGACUCAAAUUUGGUAUAUCUUGUUAUUGUUUGAUUUAUCUGGAUGA
Paramecium octaurelia is the source of this 366-nucleotide messenger RNA. The record is from the annotation of a GenBank genome assembly. NCBI's taxonomy places the organism in Eukaryota, Ciliophora, Oligohymenophorea, Peniculida, Parameciidae.